GGAGAAAAAGGGAGCAGAAAAUAGAGGCGGCAUUAAGUUGAAGACCAUCGACACCGGAUCCCGUCCUCCCGCGUCUCCCUGUUUUUUUUCCCCUCUCGCCUCUCCGCUCCUAGGGCAAGAAAAGGGCUUCGUUUCUCGGCCGCGUCUAGAGUCCAAGAAAGAGGCCAGCUUAGAUCGGCGAGGAUCCCAGAGGCUGCAAGGUAUAGGUCUCCAUUUCUGGUCUACUGAUUGAUGAUGGGUUGAUUUUUAUCAUGGAUUCUAUUCAAUAUUUUAGCUUGAGCUCGAUUGGGAAUUUAAGGAUAUGUGUUCGAAUCAGAAACUUUCGGUGAUCAAAAUAGCCUGAAACAAUUGGUUUAGGACAUUCCUAUAUAUUCUCUGUGCACUGUAGCAUGUGAUCAUAGAGAAUGUCAAGGGGUGAUUCCCAACGAAGAACUCUGCCUGGAAGGAGAACUCUUGAAAGGUGCAAAAGCAAAGGCAGUGUUGAGAAUGUGGAGAUCAUUGAUGUUGACAAGGGCAAAAGUGAUGUGGUUAUCAUUGAAGUUCCAGAGAGUUCCCAUCGGAAGUCUAGAUGUUUCAGGGUGAAAGAAAGAGAUAGUUAUGCUAGUGUGAUUAGUAUUGAUGAUGAAGAGGAAGGUAUUGAUGAGAAUCUUGGUAAUGUACGUUAUGCUGCCACGAGCAGCACUUUUCGCCCCUUCUCCAGCAACUCUCCACUGUCUAAAGAAUCAGAUAGCGAUGAAUGUCUAAUUUUUGUUGGAGAGAGAACUUCCCCAUCAAAAUUUACUGGAAAAGUGAAAAUGCAUCCUAAGUGUGGUUCUUCUAGAAAUCGUUAUGGUCUAGAUCCUGCCUCAGAUGGUGCUGAAAGUGAUAGUUCUGGAUUUUGCACUUCUGAAGGAGGCAGUUCAGAAAGUGACAACUCUGAUUGUGAGAUUAUGGAAGAUGCCUCUGGUGAGAUCCGCGAACAGUGGGAAAGAGCUGCUUUGAGGCGAAAAAUGUCACAGAGGAGCCAAUUUGGUUCCGAGGAUCAGGCUAGUGCUUCAGGAUCUAGCGCUGAUCCUGGCUUUCAGUCAGAUCAAGCUACUCAAAAUAUGGUUUACGUAGAAAGUAUAAAUGAGUCUGACAAGGAAUACUCAAAGUAUUUUGGAGAAGUACCUGGCGAAUGUGGUCCAAGCAGUUCAAGUAAUGGAAAGAACUCUUCUUCUAGGAUGGCCAAUGCUGAUGAACUUACUGAAGAUUCUCUUCAGGGUAUUAAGGAGAACAACUCUGCUGCAAAUUCAGUUCCUUCUACUGGCAUAAGUCAUGAUGGGCUUGAUUUCCAGAAGGAAGAACUGAUAUCAGACGAAUGUUCACACAGAGCACAGUCCUCUGAUGAAACCUACUUUAAUUGUAAGAAUAAUUGUUUUCAGGACUUCAAAAUGGAAGAUUCUGUCUGUGUUAGGGAUGGGCAUUUUGAUUUUCUGGAUAAAGAUGAACAAAUUCCUGUAGACACUUGUUAUGGUACAGCUGAACCUAAGGGUGAAACCAUAUUCCAGGAUGUAGUGACUCCUUAUUCUGGAGUUCCACACAAAGCUAGCGAUGGUAAUGUUCUUUUUUCUGAUAGCGUUGGCUUACAGGACAGGAAGGAGCAUGCCCCUGAAGAACAACCUUCAUGUCACACCCAAUCACCAGUUGACCCUAUGAUUAAUCAUGAAAUUGCUGCUCAGGAGAAAGAGGACAAGAAGGAACAUUGCCCUGGAGAACAACCUUCAUGUCAGACCCAAUUGCCGCAUGACUCUGUUGUCGACCAUGAACUGGCUGCUCAAGUGAAAAAGAAGUUGUGUCCUGAACGAACUGUUCUGUUCAAUGAUCCACCAACAGAUAAACAACAAAAUGAUUUUGGAAAUCAGAGCAUCUGUCAUAGCAAGGAAGGCACUCUUGAAGAACCAAUUUGCAAUCCUCAUGCAGAAAGUGGUGCGACUGGGAUUUGCACCUUAUUUAGGAAACCUGAUUUAUCUCAUAUUCAGAAUGGUUUAAUUUGGGGGCGCGAAAAGCACAAGGAAUCUGAUGAGUAUAGACGUGCCGAUGAAGAAGAAUGGGCAUCCAGGCAGCGGGUGCUACAGAUUCAGGCAGAAGAAGCACAAAGGUUGCGGAAGAAAAGAAAGGCUGAAAAUUCGCGUCUCAUGGAAAUGGAGAAGAGGCAAAAGCAGCGUCUAGAAGAAAUUCGGGAAUUGCAGAAAAAGGAUGAGGAAAUUAUACAUCUGAAAGAAAAGCUUCGUGCUGAAGUAAGGAAGGAGCUUGACAAAAUGGAAGGGAGAUACCGAGACAUGGCUUCUCUUUUGCGUGGAUUAGGUAUCCAUGUUGAAGGGGGUCCUUUUCCCUUGUCACAUGAGGUUAAUGCUGCCUAUAAGCAAGCAUUGUUGAAGUUCCAUCCAGACAGAGCAUCAAGGACCGAUAUCCGUCGACAGGUCGAAGCAGAGGAAACAUUUAAACUGAUUUCACGUUUGAAAGAACAGCUGCAGCCUGUAGCAUAAUCGGGUAGGUAAACAUCUUACAAUGCCAUUUUUAGCAGUGUAGUGCCAUCUGACAAAGUGCCAGCACUGUUGUGAUGAGAGUCCGGUUCUUCUCUAGCAGCUGGCUACAUGCACAUCGAGUCUCGUGCAUAAGAUUAUGAUCAAAGGAUGUUGUAUCUGUUAUUCUUAAUACUUAGAUGUUUUUCGAAUGUUCAUCUUGACAUAUUUUAGGUUCUUUUUGUUUUCCCUUUUUGUGGUUUUCUCAUUCAUGGAGGUUUCUUGAAUAAAUGCAGCAUGAAUUAGGCAUUUUUUGUCUUGUAAAUACUGCAAACCUGGCUUAAUUCUAAUGAAGGGACCUUUGCCACCUCUA
Molecule: messenger RNA, 2856 nt
Organism: Elaeis guineensis (African oil palm)
Lineage: Eukaryota; Viridiplantae; Streptophyta; Magnoliopsida; Arecales; Arecaceae
Source: RefSeq, a predicted model, not a curated record